UAUCCUGACCGCUUGUAUGAUUUGAACCUUGAAGAAGGCUUCUUUAUUGGUGGUUGGGUGAGCGGCUGAGAAGUGGGGCGCGCGGCCUGGCUGAAAGACUUACAUUAACUAAGUAGACCGUAGCUCUGAAGUCUCCCUCCUGAGUCCUCCCUCAGCGCCUGUGAAAAUCCGACCGUUGCUAUUAUUCUACUAACUGAUCUACUCCUUUGGGGCCUUCAGAAUGGGCCACUGGCGAGAUAUCUUCAACAGCGACGCGGGGCGGACCCGCCACCGCCUGCAUAUGGAACAACACCGAUUGCUUCCUGCUUUUACAGAUGACCAGGUCUCUUCUACCCUACCCUCUAAGGAGGUGACAAAAGUCGCUCUUCGUCUGAAGUACCAGCUAGAGCAAGUCAUCCCUUGCGAGCUAGAUGAGAGUGAUAUUGUCAGUCCGAAUAGUCGGGUUAUCACAAGAAAUGUGAUUCAGACAGCCCGUCUAGCAGGAGGCGAGGACCUGCAGGCCUGCGUUCCAUUCUGUCUCCUCGUUUGUCUGCGUUGGUUCAAGCUUCAGGCUCAGGAAGAGCUCUGGGAUUCUGAUUUACAUGAGCGCAGAGCCCUUGCUUGUGAGGUCAUAGCGAAGAGAAUCAUUGAAACCGAGGAAGAUCAGGACAAUCUACUCAUCAAUGUUCUCCUUAAGCGGUACUCGAUUUUCAUUGAUGGUGGAGAGGCCAUGCCGGCUAAUGUCAUCGAGCGCGCUGUUGAUCUACAUGCUUUGAGGGUCAUUGGCUCCUCGGGUUAUCAAAAGUGUAUCAGAUACCUGUGGAAUGGAUGGUUCUGCCAGCAAGAGGGCAAUCCAACCAAUUUCGUUCCCUACCUGGAGAGGGACAACACGAGUUUUGCGGUUCACUUCCACCCAGAUCGGAUGAGGACGCCUCUAUAUCAAAACAUUUGCCAGAUUUUCUUCUCCCUUGUUUAUCUCGGACUAUACACCCAGGUUAUCAACACAGUGAACCCCACUGGUGAUCUAGAUGCCGUGGAGGGGAUCCUCUAUGUGAUGACCCUUGCCUUCAUCUGCGACGAAGUUUCCAAACUCUGGAAGGUCGGAUGGCACUACUUGGACUUCUGGAAUGCCUUCAACUCUACUCUCUACGCAAUCCUCGCCGUAUCUUUCUUCCUGCGUGUGGCUGCCUUGGCGCAUUCUCAAUCUGUUCAUGAUGCGGAAAGACAAAGCCUGAAUGAAUUGAGCUACAACUUUCUGGCUUUUGCGGGGCCGAUGUUCUGGAUGCGCAUGAUGCUCUAUCUCGAUUCCUUCCGAUUUUUCGGUGCCAUGUUUGUGGUCUUGAGAGUCAUGAUGAAGGAAAGCUUGAUCUUCUUCGCCCUUCUCUUCGUCGUUCUUGCAGGCUUUUUCCAGGCAUUCAUCGGUAUGGCUCAAGUGGAUGAUGAUACUCCCAUUGUGAGAGGUAUUGUGCAAGGAAUGGCGAACAGCGUCAUGCAGAGCCCAGAAUUCAGCACGUUUGAGGACUUUGCCUUUCCGUUUGGUAUCAUCCUUUACUACGUUUUCAACUUUGUUGUAAUGACCAUUCUGCUCAAUAUCCUCAUUGCACUCUACAACAGUGCCUACGAGGAUAUCUCGGGGAAUGCCAUUGACGAGUACAUGGCCAUCUUCGCUCAGAAGACCAUGCAGUUCGUUCGCGCGCCGGAUGAGAAUGUCUUUAUACCUCCCUUUAAUCUGUUGGAGAUCAUCUUCUUAGUGCUCCCGUUUGAGUGGUGGCUACCAAGACAAUACUAUGCCAAGCUCAACGAUGUCAUCAUGGGCGUUAUAUACUCACCCAUCCUCUUUAUCACAGCGUUCUUCGAAGUGCGUGACGCAAGACGCAUUAGGUGGAACCGUCGGCGCGGUGAAGAGGACGACGACGACGUGCAGGAAUGGGAACACGCCGCCGAGGAAGUUGACUUUGAUCUCGAUGAUAGCUGGACCCAGACCGUACGGGAAUCUACUCCAAACAUUCAAGUGGACAACACCACCUUGGAGAUUAUGCGGCUGAAGGAGCAGGUUAUUUCGCUUACCGAGACAGUCAGAGUCUUGGCCGAGGAGAAGGCUGGAAGGAGUAUGAUGCUGGGGGAGUCAAGCUCAACCAUUGUGGAUCCAGAAUGAGCGUCAAUGUAGGGAGGGGCCGUUGUCUUUCGGUUCUUGGUGUUUAUGAUCUAUACGCUUCGCCAUGUAUUGUGCAU
Aspergillus vadensis CBS 113365 is the source of this 2211-nucleotide messenger RNA. RefSeq names its product putative potassium ion channel Yvc1 (gene yvc1). The coding region runs from base 221 to 2134 and encodes 637 amino acids. The transcript has 5 exons. Lineage: Eukaryota; Fungi; Ascomycota; Eurotiomycetes; Eurotiales; Aspergillaceae. The record is from RefSeq and is a predicted model, not a curated record.